This is a messenger RNA of Schistosoma intercalatum, 1230 nucleotides long. Lineage: Eukaryota; Metazoa; Platyhelminthes; Trematoda; Strigeidida; Schistosomatidae. The record is from the annotation of a GenBank genome assembly.
AUGGUUUUUGGCUCGUGCUUAGGAUCUGCGGCAGUAAGAACUCUUCGACCUGUUGGAUUUCAUAUAUAUUUUCAAAGGUACCUGCUUGCGUCAUCCAAAUCAGCAGCAGUAUCCGUCCCAGUCAGUCAGACAACAACUCAGGCCGCAUCAGUUGUUGGUCGAUGGCUCUUGGGUCUUUCUGGCAUGACUUUUGGUGCUAUUUUGCUUGGUGGAGUUACAAGAUUGACCGAGUCUGGACUCUCAAUGGUUGACUGGCAUCCGUUUAAGGAGGUACCUCCUUUCAGUGAAGAACAUUGGCGACUAGAAUUCGAAAAAUACAAGAAGUUUCCAGAACAUGAACAUUAUGUAAAGGAGCGUGGUGAAAUGUCGAUCACUCAAUUCAAAUUUAUAUGGUAUAUGGAAUUUAUUCACCGAAUGUGGGGUCGGACGAUCGGUGCUGCUUUUGUUUUUCCAGCAAUCUAUUUUUUCUACAGAGGUUAUUUCUCUUCCGUCAUGAAAUCUCGUGUUUUUAUUUAUGGGGGACUAAUUGGAUUUCAGGGUGUUUUGGGCUGGCUUAUGGUACGCAGUGGUCUCAAAGAACCUAGACGACCGGCAGGUCUUCCACCAAAUGAGAAUUAUAUUGGUGUUCCGCGUGUGGAUCAUUAUUGGCUUUGUGCUCACUUGAUUUCAGCGAUUAUUCUAUAUUCAUUACUUCUAUGGGGUAGCUUUAACCAUUUAGCUUCCCAUUCUUUAGUUAAACCAUUCAGCGGCGUCAAACGACUUAAAGCAUAUGGUCAUAUGGGUAAAGCUCUAACGUUUACAACCAUAAUUUAUGGUGCUUUUGUGGCUGGUCUUGAUGCAGGAUUAAUCUAUAAUUCAUGGCCAAAAAUGGCUGAUAAGUGGAUUCCUGAUGAUUUAAUUGUAUCUCGAUAUGGUUCUACUGUGAGGAACUUUUUGGACAAUCCAACUACAGUUCAAUUUACUCAUCGAAUGCUAGCUUAUACAACAGUUUUAACCACAGGUUUAUUAUGGGCAAAUGUCAUGCGUUUAGGUGUAGCAUGUACAGGACCACGUAUUAGGAAUGCUGCACACUUGGUUUUUGGUGCUGUGUUAGGACAAUCAGUACUUGGCAUAACAACUUUAUUAUGUUAUGUACCAGCUUCAUUGGGAUCAUUGCAUCAAUGCGGUGGUGUUGUUUUACUUUCAUCCUUACUCUGGUUUACGCAUUGUUUACGUGCUGUUCCAAAAUAA